Molecule: messenger RNA, 1017 nt
Organism: Pseudocercospora fijiensis CIRAD86
Lineage: Eukaryota; Fungi; Ascomycota; Dothideomycetes; Mycosphaerellales; Mycosphaerellaceae
Exons: 2
Molecular function (GO): protein binding
Source: RefSeq, a predicted model, not a curated record
GCCAUGCAGAGAUACUUUCAGGUGCUGAACGACUGUCUUGCGGAGAAUGUGCGCAUAGAGAUCAACCAAUGGUCGACGGCAAUAUCUUUUGCCGGCCGUUGUGUGAGACAUCUCACGAAUAACGAGAUCAGGCGAGCCAUCGAGACUUGGAUGCACAUGGAACAACAUGGACACGCAGCCGAUCAUGUCACAUUCAACAUUCUUUUUGACGUCGCUAUAAAAGCCGGACGAUUCGCACUUGCCGACACGAUAUUCAACGAGAUCAAGAGCAGAGACAUGCCCCUCGACAGAUGGGCUCGCGGCAGUUUAAUUUAUUACGCUGGUUUAAGAAGAGAGGGCGAUUCUGUGAGAAAAGCUUUUAAGGACUUCGUGGAAUCUGGAGAGAUCGUGGACACAAAGAUCAUGAACUGCGUUGUGGUCAGCCUUCUGCGAUCUGGAGAGCCAUCUGCCGCUGAGCAUGUUUUCGAGCGCAUGAAGAGCUUACAUCAUGACAAGUUUGGCACCAGAAGCCUGAGCGAUUGGAGAGCAACGAAAGAGAUGAAGAUUCUGCUAAAUCAAACGGCUAAGCAGCUGCGCAAGGAGAAGCAAAAGCAUGAGACAACAUUUUUCGGCGCGCCGUUCGCUUCUGACCAGAAACGCGAUGAAAUCCAGAAAGCGGCUCCCAUCGCACCUGAUGCUGAGACGUACAUGAUUUUGAUUAAUUAUCACGCCUGCAGAAGUGGUGACAUCGACAAGAUCUGGGAUCUGAUGGAAGAGAUGCGCGAGCAUGAAUUCCGUCCUCAUGGCAGCACAUACCUGUAUUUACUGCGUGGUUUCCACGCUCACGGAGGUUAUCCAUUCUCGGCGUGGAAUCAUAGACGGCUUGAAGAGACUUGGCAGGAAGCCGUGAGAUUUUGCUCUCCAAAUCGUACGGUCUACAUGACGACGAGCUUCGGCAUUGCGGCCAUCCGUGCUUUCUACCAUUGUAUGGGAAGGAAGCGUAUGUUGGCUGUGUGGGAAGAGCUCAGGACACGCUGG